UGAAAAUUUCGGCAAGAAUCUGAAAUAAACACUGAGGAUGCUGGAGAAACUCAGCAGAUCUGGCAGCACCUGGACAGACAGAAACAAGGAUUCGGGGGAAGUGAAGCUGGGACCCGUGGCCGUGAAUGAGAAUGGCCGGUGUGAGCAGCAGAGAGGCUUCGGGGGAGCGGAGAGUCGGAGAAGGCGCGGGAUCCCGGGGAGAGAGGCUGCUGGGGCAGGAGAGACCGGGGAACGGGGACAGUCUCCGCUUCUCCUGCACGGAGCUGCACGCACCGGGGCAGCCGGCCGCUGGGAGAAGCGGGUUGGCCGCCCAAGAUGAACAGCCGGUCCCGGUUUCCAGCCUGGGUCUGCCCCGGGAGGCUGGCUCAGGGGACAGCCCGGCGGAGUCCCCCAGUUUCCGCCCCGCCGCAGGGUUCGAUCCCUUUCUGCAAGUUGUGGAUUCAGAUAGCGCCUACAGCCCGUGCAGUGAUCCACCCCUCAGCCCCAGCUCAGAUCUCCCAGACAGGAAUCCACUGGAUCGCAGGAAUCCCGGGCCAUUGACAAGGGACCUAUCCAGGGAGUCGGAGGGUGAUCCGCAAAACAGGGAGCUUCCCGAGGGCAUUAUUCCCGAUGUGUUUUGCCAAUCCUGCGGAAUCCCAAUUCCCGCUUUUGAAAAACUGUUUGGAUCCCACAGGCACCACCGAGUGGCUCCUCUCUCAUUGGCUGUGGAAGCUGCGAAGGUGGAUUGUCAAGACAACAUCAGAAAACUGGAGCAGCAACUGGUUCAGAUGGAGACAUUUGUCAGUCACAUGGAAGAAAUCUUUGUCACUGUCGAAGAGAAUAUUGGGAAACAGCAACAUUACUUGGAGUUGCAGUAUGACGACUUGAUGCAGUUUCUGGUGCAACGCUAUGAAGACAGGUGCCAGGAGCUAGAAGAGGAGAAGAAACUGAAACUUGAGAAAUUAUACGGGGAGCUGGUGAGCUGUGGGCAGAACAUUGACCUGUACAAAGAACUGAUUGAAUCCACUGAGGAACUUUUCAAGACUGAAGACAAGCAAACCUUUCUGAAGGAUGGACAAACAGCACUGGCCAGACUGGAGGAAUUUCUUCAAGUGGACUUUAACCCGGAGUUACCUACAACAACUGAAUUUGAGAAAUUCCCAACAGAUAUGCCUGAGGUGCAGCAGUUAAUAGAUACAAUCAGCAGUCUCCCAGUUCCCUCAGCCCCUUCAAUGUGCCCUCAAGCCCCCGGUACAGGGAGCAGUGACUCAGUGAGAGUGAGCUGGAGCCUUUCAGCUGAUGACACGGUGGAGUUUUAUCAGCUUCAUUACCGAGAGGUGACCCAAGAGACGAGCCCCAGCCAGCAGGGGGCAGCAGACAUGUCCCUGAGAGUGAAGGAGAUGUAUCACACGGUGAGGAAUCUCAAGCCCAACACUGUGUAUGAAUUCUCGGUGACAGCCUCAAACUCGGCCGGGAGGAGCCCGGAGAGUGACCGGGUGAAGCACACCACAGCUCCUCCGGCUCCAACAAUCAAACACAAAGCAAUUGCAACUUGUCCGAGUGCAGCUCUCAUUGAGUGGGAAUCUGAGAGCAGGAAUUCUCCACAUUCCUACACCGUGGAAUUCUGCAAAGUUUGCAGCAGCUGUGACUGGACAGAAUCUCUCACAGAGUCACUAACCGGCAUCACUUCCUGCAAAACUAUCGUUGAUUUGGAGCCCAAUGAGAGUUAUCUGUUCUAUGUCCGAGCAGUGAAUGAAGGCGGCUGCAGUGACCGGAGCUCACCCGUUAGCGUUAGAACCACAGGGGAUCGGAUCUACCUGAUAGAGCAGACAGCUCACCUGGCCCUCUCACUGCUGGCGGAUGGAGUAACCAUUGUUUAUAAUGAGGAUAAUGUCUGUGUCGACUCCCCAAACUACGAUGAGCGGUUCACAAGUUGUGCUGCUGUCAUGGGGCAGUUAGUGCCUGUCCGAGGAAAACAUUACUGGGAGAUUGAAGUGACUGAACACACAGAAUACAGGAUUGGUGUUGCCUCCCACAACAUCCCACGGGACAGCUACAUUGGCUCAAACAUCACAUCGUGGUGCAUGAGACACACUCUCUCACCAACCAGAAAUAAAUUUGAAUUCCUUCACAACGGGAUCACCCCAGACGUGAGGAUCACCGUAAUUCCAAAACAAAUCGGAAUUCUCCUGAACUACGACGCGGGCAAAUUGUCCUUCUUCAAUGUUCCCAUCCGUCAACAUCUCUUCACGUUCUCACAUCCCUUUCAGCAGCUGGUCAAUCCUUGCUUCGCUUUGGAGGGACCUGGCAAUUUAAAAAUCUGUCAUGGGAUUCCUAGCCCCGAGUUUAUAAGAUUAUCAUGAAGUUUUCCUUCAGUUUUAGCUGCAGCGAAUGUUGUGUGGAUUUAGGCUUUAGCUCAAAAGGAAAAUACCAAUGAAAUAUGCAAUGCUUCUCAUCAGCAGCUCCUAUAGAGAUGGUGGGGGAAUAUGGAGCUGGAAAAGCACAGCAGGUCAGGCAGCAAGAGCUGAUGAAGGGCUUCUGCCCGAAACGUCAACUCUCUUGCUCCUCAGAUGCUGCCUGACUUGCUGUGCUUUUCCAGCACCACCCUCUCGACUCUGAUCUCCAGUAUCUGCAGCCCUCACUUUCUCUAAUGGAGAUGGUGCCAACCCGGAGUGACACUGCUACCAGCAGAGGGACCCAGUGAGCAUCGCCCCACUUGCGGGGCUGCAGCUCACCCCCAGCUCCUUCCCCACUCCCACCACCACCCCACCUCCCCCAGCACCACCCCACCCCACCUCCCCCAGCACUACCCUGCCCCCAGCUCAUCACCCGCCCCCUCCAUCUACCCAUUUCCUCCACCUUCCCCACCCUCCCAUCUCCCCAGCUCCUCCGUCCCCCAUCUCCUCCUCCUCCCAUGUCCUCCAAUCCCUCCCCAAACCCCAGCUCCUCUCCGUCCCCUCUCCCUCACCCCCAGCUCCUCCCUGACCCCCCACCCCAUCCAUCCUCCCCCAAUUGAUCUCCCCAGCUCCUCCAGUUUCCCCGUCCCCUGUCUACCCCAAGAUAUCUGCACUCCCCCGUCCCCAGGCUCCAUUCACAGUCUCUGUGACAUGCCCAAAACGGAUACAAACCCCCCACCCCACUCAAUGGCCAAUGCAUUAAAGGAGCAAUAGUUCAUUUGGGGCAAGUGUUGAUUUAGGACGAUUCCCACCCCUAGCAGCUUUGCCCACCAAUGCCAUGAAAACCCUCGAUCCUUUACAAAACCCAGAAUUCUAUUACCAUCGAGAGGCUGGCAGAGUGUGGAUUGACACCAUCCUGUCAGACAGGAUUGACAGCACGGUCUAGUUAAAACAACCAGAACGGAUAUCUGAAAUUACAGAAAAGCCUCCCAAAUAGUCAAAAAAACGGAAAUUCUUUUGCAAACUGUCAUAAAUAGAUGGUUACAGUAGAGACACAAAUGUUGGUGUUUAAGAUCAAUUCCAGUCCCUUCUCUGAUUGACAAUGAGCCGGAAUCGACUCAGUGACCCACACGGUCUUCCUCUGUGCUGCAAUUCCCUCACCAUUCCUCCUGGGAAUAGUGAUGGGACAUCCAACACCCCAGACGUGUGGAGACUUCGGAAGUUUAUGGUGUAUUUAAACAUUGUAACAAACUUGUCUGAUACGAAAUAAAUAGCAGUGAGCCAAGGAGA
Messenger RNA from Hemiscyllium ocellatum (epaulette shark), 3665 nucleotides. Its product is annotated as fibronectin type III and SPRY domain-containing protein 2. NCBI's taxonomy places the organism in Eukaryota, Metazoa, Chordata, Chondrichthyes, Orectolobiformes, Hemiscylliidae. The record is from RefSeq and is a predicted model, not a curated record. The coding region runs from base 126 to 2342 and encodes 738 amino acids. The transcript is spliced from 13 exons. Gene Ontology annotation, molecular function: protein binding.